Xiphias gladius (swordfish) is the source of this 1116-nucleotide messenger RNA. RefSeq names its product ST8 alpha-N-acetyl-neuraminide alpha-2,8-sialyltransferase 1 (gene st8sia1). Lineage: Eukaryota; Metazoa; Chordata; Actinopteri; Istiophoriformes; Xiphiidae. The transcript has 6 exons. Gene Ontology annotation, molecular function: alpha-N-acetylneuraminate alpha-2,8-sialyltransferase activity. The record is from RefSeq and is a predicted model, not a curated record. Bases 1 to 1008 code for a protein of 335 amino acids. Gene Ontology annotation, biological process: N-glycan processing; oligosaccharide metabolic process.
AUGUUGGUGCGAUGCUACCGGGGCAAGCUGUCGGCGUGGGCCGCUCUGUGCGUGCUGGUGCUCUGCUGGUUUUACGUUUUCCCCGUGUACAGGCUCCCACGCGAUAAGGAGAUCGUGGAGGAGGUGCUGAGGCAGGGGGAUGCGUGGCAGAAGAACCAGACCGGCAUCGAUUUGUACAGGAAGUUGCUGACAGACUGCUGUGAUCCACGGCGGAUGUUUGCGGUGACCAAGGAGAACUCGCCAAUGGGCAAGGUGCUGUGGUACGAUGGCGAGUUUUACCACUCCCACACCGUCAACAACGAGACCUACCCACUCUUUGUGCAGCAGAGAGGAUUACUGCUGCCCCUGAAGAAGUGUGCGGUGGUGGGUAACGGUGGCAUCCUGCGACACAGCAAAUGUGGACGGCACAUUGACCAGGCCGACUUCAUCAUGCGGUGUAACCUUCCACCACUCUCACAGGAAUAUGUGGAGGCUGUAGGGAUCAGAACACAUCUGGUUACAGCCAACCCCAGCAUCAUAGAGAAAAGAUUUCAGAACCUUCUGUGGUCGAGAAAAGCCUUUGUGGACAGUAUGAAGGUCUACGGCUCCAGCUACAUCUACAUGCCAGCGUUCUCCAUGAAGCCUGGCACUGACCCGUCACUGCGGGCGUAUUAUGCCCUGGCAGACGCCUCCUCCAACCUCACUAUGCUGUUUGCCAACCCCGAAUUCCUGCGCACAGUGGGCAAAUUCUGGAAAGCGCGCAGCGUGCACGCCAAACGCCUCUCCACGGGGCUCUUCCUGGUCAGCUUGGCCCUUGGGCUGUGCGAGGAAGUGACGGCCUACGGCUUCUGGCCGUUCUCUGUCGGCCUGGACGAGCAGCCGGUCAGCCACCAUUACUACGAUAACAUCCUGCCCUAUAAAUGGUUCCAUGCCAUGCCCGAGGAGUUUGUCCAGCUCUGGCAACUGCACAAAAGCGGCACGCUGCGCAUGAGGGUAGGACGCUGCCCCCCUCAGGAAGGGGGGAGGUAGAGUGCUUUGAGGAGCGAAGUUAUAGCGGUCAGUUGAAGUUGAGUGGGUUACAGGAAUCAGGCGAAGAUGUUUGGGUUGUGACUAGGCAGGAAGUUGUUGCCAGGACAU